AUGAUUGGACAAAACGCGCCAGACGUCUUCCCCGAUUUUUGGAACUAUUUCGAGGAGAUCAUCACAAAGCAGCAUGAAGAUGGUAUCACAGUAUCGGGUAAGGCGUCAUUGCUUCUGAUGGAACGACAAGCUGGCUUUCUAGAGGAGACUUAUUUCGACUGGAAAUUGGUACCUGUUAUUGGAGAUGACGGACUGUUUCUUGGGGCAUAUGGUAUACCUACCGACAAUACAGAACGUGUGAUUGGCGAACGGCGAACUCUGUGUGUUCAAAAUCUAUCGCAGCGGAUAGCAAAAACAACUUCCUUCGAUGCACUCUGGAACCACAUAACCUUAGGACUGUUAGAGGAUAGCAAGGACGUUCCUUUUGCCCUACUAUUCGCGGACCAAGACGCUCUACGAGCUCGUGGGACCCCUCCAAUUGACCAGACUGGCAACGUCAAACUUGUCGGCUCGAUUGGGGUACCUGACGGACAUAGACUGAAAAAUCUCUGUUGGACAACAGAGGCAGGCGGUGAUGGCUUACCGUCCGCUGUUAUGCAUGCCGUUCAAAGUUCUCAGAUUAGUAUACUGUCGACUGACAGCGCUGAAGUUGCUCAAUAUUUGACGGGAAUAGAUUGGAAGGGAUCUGGGGUUCCUUGCAAGCAGUUGGCCAUUAUGCCGAUCUUCGCGGGAGCAAGACCACUGGCCGUGCUAGUCGCAGGCAUUAAUCCUCACCGUCGGUAUAACGACUGGUAUCGCGACUUCCUACAACACAUAACAACCCUUAUUUCAACCCAGCUCUCAGCGCUACGUCUCUCAGAAGAGCUCAAACAUCGAGCAGAGCUUGCCUCCAAGGCUGUAAAAAAUUUCGAAAGAAGCGAGUUGCGCUUCGAACGUUUUGCAGCACGAUCAAUGGUGGGACUCGGGAUGGCUAGUAUGCAUGGUAAUAUUUUAUAUGCCAACAAUGUGUGGUGUGAGCUCUCUGGUGUCGACCCGAGCAAAGCUAUCGGCUGUGACUUCCGCGACACGAUACAUGAAGAUGACCUACCGCUAGUCGAGCAACAUUGGCACAACGCGGUCGUACUGAAGCAAGUGGUGAAGUUCACGUAUAGGUCCAAAGCUCCUUGGAGAAAGGACGAGAUGUAUCUGCCUCAGAGAACAUUGUAUGCAACAUGCUAUGCAGACAUCGACGAAGACGGUACCGUUGAAACGAUCACAGGACUUGUUGUUGAUAUUUCAGAGCAAAAGUGGACCGAAGGUCAACUACUGCAACGCUCACGCGAGCUAGAGGAAUCUGAGCAAAGGUAUAGGAGUUUCGCUGACCUAUGCCCGUUCGGCAUAGUGUCAACUGAUGCGCAGGGCAAAGUCAAGUGGGGCAACGACUCCUGGCACGACUUUUAUUCCUUCAAAAAGGGGCAAGUUGUGGACGAACAGCCAUGGCUACCUUACGUUCAUAGCGAUGAUGUCGACAAGGCAAAGCAAUACUUCAGAACCUUACAGACCACACCAGGAGCACAUACCGCCGAGUUGCGUCUCAAGAAGAAAUAUACAAUAUACGAGGGUGAUAGAAUGCGUGAGAAUGAUUUCUUUAUCCUUAUCGUGGGUAAUCAAGAAUACAAAGACAGUUUGAAGACUGUGAUUGACAGCAUCGACUUUUGGAUCAUCGACAUCAGUGCACAAAAGAUGGCCGAGAAGAUCCUCACCGAGAAGAUGGAGGAAGCCAUCAGGAACCGGACCUCUCAGGAACACUUCAUUGAUAUGAUAUCACACGAGAUUAGGAACCCUCUCAGUGCCCUUCUAACUUGUGCAGAAUCGAUUUGCCAGUCACUAAGCCAGAUCGAUCCCCAAAGGGGUCCCUCUAACGGAGCUCUCUCCGUCGCGAAAGGAAUGUUCACAGCCAAAGCGAAGAACGAGGCGAUAUAUAAUGACAUACUGGAGGCUGCGAAUACCAUCAUAUGGUGUUCGAACCAUCAGAAACAGAUUGUCGAUGACGUUUUGACCCUUUCGAAACUCGAUUCUGAAUUGCUGGUGGUGUCUCCAGUACCAGUAAAACUGACUGACUUAAUGCGUUCUGCUUUGAAGAUCUUCGAACCUGAAUUGCGAAUGUCAGAAAUAGGCUUGGAGAUGCUGGACCAUGAGUCUGUAGCUCUCAACGGAAUUAAUUGGAUCCUGCUCGAUCCGAACAGGUUUUUACAAAUCCUUAUCAAUCUUGUCACGAACGCCAUCAAGUUUACGAGAGGAGUGUCUGGCGGGAAAAGGAUUAAGAUUGUCACUUCUAUUCACAAAGAGCGACCACAUCAUUUCGAGGAGCUUGACUUUGUACCUCGACGUUACAAUCCACUUGAACGAAGAGGGUCUACAAUUGGACCUCAGCUUGAAGAUGCCGACCAGAUAUACCUUCGUGUAAGCGUUUCAGAUACUGGGAAGGGCUUAUCUGCACCUGAGAAGAAACUGCUGUUCAACCGUUUUGCUCAAGCUUCACCCAAGACGCACGUGGAAUAUGGAGGUUCUGGUCUAGGUUUGUUCAUAUCACGUCAGAUAACUGAGAUGUUAGGUGGCGAAAUUGGUGUUGGUACAUCGCCCUCAGGAGGGUGUACCUUUGCCUUCUAUGUGAUAACGUCAAAGAUUGAUGCACCACAAUCAUCUUAUCUCCAACCUCCAAUAGCGCCGGCAGUAUCUCGCACUAUGAGCGCGCCGGUGACACUGCUGCCCACAAAGGAUGGUAAAAAGGGUAACGGAGAAAGAACCGACGUUGAAAAACGCAAGAUCCUCGUUGUUGAAGACAACAUUGUCAACCAGAGAGUACUCUGCAAACAGCUCCGUAAUAGGGGGUUCGAUGUAGAGGCAUCAAAUCAUGGCAAAGAAGCUCUUGCGGCUCUCGAAAAGGCUCAGGCGUCUGAAGAAGGCUACUUUGAUGUAGUCCUCUGUGAUAUAGAAAUGCCCGUCAUGGACGGAAUACAAUGCGUUCAGGAGAUUCGCGAGCGAGAGCGGGACGGCAGCCUUCCGGAGCACAUCCCUGUUAUAGGUGUAACAGCGAAUGUGCGCAGCAAACAGGUCGACGCUGCCGUUGAGGCUGGUAUGGAUGGUGUGACGACGAAACCAUACCGUCUUGACGAUCUGGUUGCGCACAUUGAUCGACUCUUGCUUGAAGAUUCAUCAACUUGA
Molecule: messenger RNA, 3144 nt
Organism: Lithohypha guttulata
Lineage: Eukaryota; Fungi; Ascomycota; Eurotiomycetes; Chaetothyriales; Trichomeriaceae
Exons: 2
Coding region: 1-3144 (1047 amino acids)
Biological process (GO): phosphorelay signal transduction system; phosphorylation
Molecular function (GO): phosphorelay sensor kinase activity
Source: RefSeq, a predicted model, not a curated record